AUGAGUACUUCCAGCAACGCAGCCGCAGCCCCUCAGCUGCCCAACCCGCCCGCGUCCGUCGCAACCACAUCGAGCGAGACCAAGUCAACCGACGAUGGCAGUAUCCUGAGCAAGGGAAAAAAGCUCCUCGGUUUGGGCAAGAAGAAGGAUACCGUGGCCGGUAAACAGCCGACAGCGACUACAUCAACAACAGCGACGCCGACAUUGCUGCCCUCACCCCCAAUGUCACCGCCCGAACCACGAGCAUCGCCGCGAGGAAGCCCGCGCAUGCUGCCAAUUGGCGCAUCUCCCAGUCGCCGCAUCCGCUCUACCUCUCCCGGUCUUCACAGCCCAGCAUCGUCGCUCAUUUUCGAGCGCAACGUACAAGAGCCUGAACCCUCAGCCGACGUGCCCGCACACAUCAAGACGGAAGACCACAUACCACCCGCGCUGGAUGCGACUUCCCUGGCCAUUACAGACAACCACCUCAACCCUGAUGAGGUCGAGAUCAUAACACACACAGCGCAUCAGCCAGCCGCUGUGGCAGUCGCGGGCAGCAUAACCGACUCGCUGCAUUCGCCUCACCUCCCUCACACAGAGUCUGUAGCUUCUAGCCAUGCUGAGGUGACAGAGUCAGCACCUGGCUACGGCUCACUGGACACGGCGGAUCCACGUCGCUUGAGCUUCAUUUCUUUCGCAGACGUGGUGCAAGCUGAACACGUCGAGCAUGACAGGCAGGAAGUGUUGGGUGUCACGUCGAACGAGGCUCUGCAGUUUAUGAGUCUGUCGUCGACAGCGAACCGAUCGGCCUCGCCAGUAAGGUCUGCGGCAUCUUCGCCCCCAACCACAAGUGGAGCUGCUUCCCCAAAGCACGCGGAUCUGGCGCGCACGCGAUCCCCUGCGAGUCCUACCUCCCCUAUAGUCCUUGGUAGCCCAAACCCAGCAUCUGGUGAAGAGCUACCAGUCCAGAUUGAAACAAUGCGACAAGCACUGCGCAAGACACACUCGGGCGAUCUUAGCGGCGCACGCUCACAGCCAUUGAGCGCUGCGAGUCUGGAGGAGAGUGCAGCUGACAAGUCGCCAUUCAAGUGA
Messenger RNA from Alternaria atra, 1071 nucleotides. RefSeq lists its product as uncharacterized. Bases 1 to 1071 code for a protein of 356 amino acids. The record is from RefSeq and is a predicted model, not a curated record. NCBI's taxonomy places the organism in Eukaryota, Fungi, Ascomycota, Dothideomycetes, Pleosporales, Pleosporaceae. The transcript has a single exon.